AUGUUGCCUCGGAAGAGGGGACAGACACCUUCCAGAAUGGCCAUGAGCCAACUGCUCCUGGCAUGUUUCUUACCAUUUCUUCCGAGUGCGUCGUCUCUCCAGCCAGCCCAGCCCGGAGUCUUGCUAGUGUCUUUUGAUGGAUUUCGAUGGGAUUACAUCUAUAGAGUCCCAACUCCCAAUUUUCACUAUGCCAUGGCGAAUGGUGUUCAUGUCAAACAGGUCACUAAUGUGUUUGUAACGAAGACGUAUCCUAAUCACUACACAAUGGUGACUGGGCUGUAUGCAGAAAGCCACGGUAUAGUUGCUAAUGAGAUGUACGAUCCUAUUCUGAACGAAACAUUCUCCAUGAACAAAAUGGAUAUCUAUAACUCCAAGUUCUGGGAAGAAGCCAGCCCAAUAUGGGUAACGAACCAGAGGGAAGGGCAUAAAACAGGAGCAGCGAUGUGGCCGGGAACAGAUGUGAAAAUACAUGGGGUCUUUCCUACCUAUUAUCUGCCCUACAACGAAUCUGUUUCCUUUGAAGAUAGAGUUGCGAGGCUUAUUGACUGGUUUACAUCAGAAGAACCGAUAAACUUUGGUCUCCUGUACUGGGAAGAGCCCGAUGAGAUGGGCCAUUUUCUGGGCCCAGAAAACCCACUUAUGGGACCGAUAAUUAGUGAUAUUGACAAAAAGCUGGGAUACCUUAUGUCUGAACUGAAGAAAGCCAAGCUGUGGGGUGUGAUAAAUGUCAUAGUCACAAGUGAUCAUGGAAUGUCACAGUCCUCCUCGGAAAGGCUCAUCGAGCUCGAUCGGUACGUGAGUAGAGAGCUGUACACCGUCAUUGACCAUUCUCCUGCUGUGGCUAUUUUGCCAAAAGAAGGCAAACUGGAUGAAGUAUAUGACGCCCUGGCCAAUGCUCAUCCCAACAUGACUGUAUAUAAAAAGGAGCAGAUUCCAGAGCGAUUACAUUACAAACACAACCGUAAAAUCCAGCCGCUCUUAGCAGUGGCUGACAAAGGAUGGGAAAUCAUAUAUAAUAAGUCUGAUGGCUUUCAGUUGGGUAAUCAUGGAUAUGACAACACCUUACCAGAAAUGCAUCCAAUUUUUUUGGCGGUUGGGCCUACUUUCAGAAAGAACGCCACCAAAGAAGCCAUGAAUGCUACAGACCUGUACCCCUUACUGUGCCAUCUGCUCGGUAUUAACCCCCUGCCAAACAAUGGUUCAUUCGGCGCCGUGAAAGACAUCCUUGCGGAAGAAGUUCCUGUAGCCUUCGGAGCAGACACCUAUGCUACUGCUGUAGGAGUCUUUCUGGGCAGCUUUCUCGUUAUGGUGUUUAUUGCAGUUUUUGUUAAGCAUUUUAUCCUCACCCAGGCAAAUACAAUGCCAAUGCCACGUACGGAAGCUGCCCAGCCACUGUUGCAAGACUAG
Molecule: messenger RNA, 1407 nt
Organism: Eurypyga helias (sunbittern)
Lineage: Eukaryota; Metazoa; Chordata; Aves; Eurypygiformes; Eurypygidae
Gene: ENPP5
Product: ectonucleotide pyrophosphatase/phosphodiesterase 5 (putative)
Exons: 3
Coding region: 1-1407 (468 amino acids)
Source: RefSeq, a predicted model, not a curated record